CUUGUACCCGGAGCAGGAUUCAUCUCCAAAGGGGGAUCCUAGAAACAUGACAUAAACUCUCUACCCUCGCAUGCAGCAACUACACAUAUCACACCUGCAACCCCAAGACAUAUCCAGACUAAACCUGUUCCAACCCAUGAUGACUCUCUACGAGGAGGAACUUGGUCCCCUGGCCAAGCGUCCUAGAAUCGAUUACAAUACGAACUUUGAAACCUUCGGGCAUCCGUUCCUCAUUCCUCCGCAGCUCGUGGAUAUCCAACUUUCAAAGAAAUCCGUUGAAGACAACCCGAACCACAUUCUACUCUACACCGUUCUAAAUCCAACCUUUCCGAUCUCAUGUGACGUGCUCCACACAAUAUCCAACCCGUUCGGGAAGGUUCUACGGAUCGUGAUAUUUCGGAAAAAUGGUAUCCAGGCGAUGCUUGAGUUUGAUAGUUUAGAAUCUGCUCAGAGAGCGAAGGAAAGCCUACACGGUUGUGAUAUAUACAGUGGGUGUUGUACGCUCAAGAUAGAGUACGCUAAACCAACCAAACUAAACGUUUAUAAAAAUGAUAGUGAAAGUUUUGAUUAUACAAAUCCUAGUCUAGGAUCUAAUAUCCUGGAGCAGACUAUGCUCUCCCUGGGGACUCAGAGACCCGUCCUGCUCAAGGAUCCUCUUCUAGCUGCCGGAGAAAAUCUGGCUUUAUCUCCACUCGCCCUGGCACUCCGCCCCCAUCAUUUAUUUGGUCCACCGGGCGGACAAGUAGCAGUUUCCCUAGGAGCUUCUCCGUCAAUAAAUUUUAGUUCUCUCUUUACCCAAUCACUCCCUCGGCUCCCUAGUCCAGGAGAACUAGUCCCUCAGCAAACCCAGUCUCUGGUACCUAGUCAACCCGGAGCAUUAGUUUCGUCCCAGGUUCUCAGUUCUCCGCCUCCUAACCAGACCCAGAGCUCUGUAACCAUGGUGUAUGGUUUAAACAGUCAGCACAUGAACUGUACACGGAUAUUUAACCUAUUCUGUUUGUACGGAAACGUGGUUCGGGUUAAAUUUCUCAAGACUAAGGAAGGUUGCGCUAUGGUUCAGAUGGGGGAUAGUGUAGCUGUAGAGAGAGCUGUAACAAACCUCAACAACAUCACGUUCUUCGAGACGAAGAUGCAGUUAGGGUUCUCCAAACAAGCCUUCCUUGCUGAUGUUCAGCAACCCUACGAGCUUCAGGACGGGUCUCCAUCUUUCAUCGACUUCAUGGGGAACAAAAAUAACCGGUUUAUUAACCCAGAAAUGGCGUCGAAAAACCGGAUUCAACCUCCCUCUAAAAUCCUCCAUUUCUUCAAUACUCCGCCCGGCCUAGAUGCUGGAGAUAUUGAAAAGAUCUUCUGUAAACAUGGAGCUCCGAAACCAAAAUGCAUAAAAAUGUUUCCGUCUAAGACGGAGCGUAGCUCCAGUGGGCUCAUUGAGUUCGACAGUCUCUCUCAGGCCCUGGAGAGCUUGGUGCUCGCCAACCACGUCCCUGUUGAGAACAACAACGGGAAGUUUCCGUACAUCAUGAAGCUUUGCUUCUCCAGUAGUAAAGCAAUCCCAGUGAUAAUUCACUGAUGCGUCGCGCCUCGAUAAGCCAAGUUCAGUCAGUGAUUAGGACGCUCCUAAUUUUUGUUAUAAAGUUUUCAAUUUAGUGUUCGCUCCCAUGAGGGCAGUCGGAAAUGUGUCAAAAUACUAUUUCUCAGCUGUGUGUGUUCAGAUGUUCCGGGGGAACCUGUCUUAGUGAUUGAUAGUAUUCUCCAGAACAAGAAUUCUCAAAUCUUACAAAAAAAAA
Eurytemora carolleeae is the source of this 1787-nucleotide messenger RNA. Its product is annotated as heterogeneous nuclear ribonucleoprotein L. Gene Ontology annotation, molecular function: mRNA binding. Gene Ontology annotation, biological process: mRNA processing; regulation of RNA splicing. Gene Ontology annotation, cellular component: nucleus. Lineage: Eukaryota; Metazoa; Arthropoda; Copepoda; Calanoida; Temoridae. Bases 71 to 1570 code for a protein of 499 amino acids. The transcript is spliced from 2 exons. The record is from RefSeq and is a predicted model, not a curated record.